Molecule: messenger RNA, 1812 nt
Organism: Cloeon dipterum
Lineage: Eukaryota; Metazoa; Arthropoda; Insecta; Ephemeroptera; Baetidae
Gene: Shmt
Product: serine hydroxymethyl transferase
Exons: 11
Coding region: 240-1652 (470 amino acids)
Biological process (GO): regulation of oxidative phosphorylation; L-serine catabolic process; folic acid metabolic process
Cellular component (GO): mitochondrial inner membrane; mitochondrial matrix; cytoplasm
Molecular function (GO): serine binding; glycine hydroxymethyltransferase activity; pyridoxal phosphate binding
Source: RefSeq, a predicted model, not a curated record
UUGAAGCAGCAAGCAAAGCCGCGCUAUAAAAGCCAGAUUUGUUCUUCAAUUUUGCGGUGUUCCUCCAUCUGUCGGACUGGUCGCCUGAUUUCAGUGCUAGUGCCACACUCUGAUUAUUCAUCGUGACGUCACUGUGUGCUGUGUGGACUGUCUUUUCGAGGUCAAAGGUUAAUUUGAGAAAAACAAUCGUAUGCAACUCAGCAGUAGGGCGAGUGUUGAAGCAAGUUGUUCCUGCAACGAUGGCGGCUCGAUCAUCAUCUGCCUGGACCGGCAACGAGGCUCUAAUUGACGAUGACCCUGAAAUGUACAAGUUGGUGAACGAAGAAAAACGCCGGCAGCUAACCGGACUGGAGCUGAUUGCUUCGGAGAAUUUCUGCAGCAGGGCAGCGCUUGAGGUUCUCGGCUCCUGUCUGAACAACAAAUACUCUGAAGGAUAUCCUGGCCAAAGAUACUAUGGCGGCACUGAGGUCAUCGACAAGAUUGAACUUCUGUGCCAGAAACGCGCCCUCGAUGCCUUCAACCUCGACCCCGCCAAGUGGGGUGUCAACGUUCAACCCUAUUCUGGGUCGCCCGCCAACUUUGCUGCCUACACGGCGGUGCUCAAACCCCACGACCGAAUCAUGGGUCUCGAUCUUCCAGACGGCGGACACUUGACUCACGGUUUCAUGACUGCCGACAAGCGGGUGUCAGCCACGUCUGUCUACUUUGAGUCCAUGCCUUACAAACUGGACCCUGCCACUGGCUUGAUUGACUAUCCAGCCCUGCGAAAACUGGCUCUCGUGUUCCGCCCCAAGGUCAUCAUCGCUGGCACCUCUGCUUACUCCAGAUUGAUCGACUAUAAGGCAUUCAGAGAGAUUUGUGACGAGGUCCAGGCGUACCUUCUGAGCGAUAUGGCUCACAUCUCCGGGCUCGUUGCAGCUGGCGUCAUUCCGUCUCCGUUUGAGUAUUCGGAUAUCGUCACAACGACCACUCAUAAGACCCUGCGUGGCGCAAGAUCUGGUAUGAUAUUCUUCCGCCGAGGCGAGCGAGGCGUCGACAAGGCUGGAAAGCCAAUCCUGUACGACCUGGAAACUCGCAUCAACUCUGCCGUGUUUCCAUCCCUGCAGGGUGGUCCUCACAACCACGCCAUUGGUGCUGUCGCUGUUGCCUUGAAACAGGCCAAGAGUGCUGAAUUCAAGGAGUACCAGGAGCAGGUUCUGCGCAACGCCAAGGCCAUGGCAGCCGCCUUGCUGGCCAAGGGCCACACCCUUGUGUCUGGAGGCACCGAAAACCACCUGCUGCUCUGGGAUCUGCGUCCUAUCGGCCUUGACGGUGCACGAGCUGAAGCUGUGUGCAACAGGGUCAGCCUGACUGUCAACAAGAACACCUGCCCAGGAGACAAGAGUGCUCUCACUCCUGGUGGACUGAGACUUGGUGCUCCUGCCCUGACAUCGAGAAACUUCAAGGAGGCCGACUUCGAAACCGUUGUUGCUUUGCUUGACCGCGCCGUGAAAAUCGCAUCUGAGGUCAAGGCUAAAUGCGGCCCGAAAGUAAAGGAUUUCAAGGAUUUCCUUGACAGCGAUGCCGACACAAUCAAGCAGUUGGAGACCCUGAAGGCUGAGGUGAACGAGUUCGCCACCAAGUUCCCCAUGCCGGGAUUUGAAGACCAUUGAAUUCGGGAUUUAUCUAUUUUGGUGGUGGAUAGCACAAAUCUAUUUUCAUACUCCUAAAUAAUGUGCAACAAUGACUGUAGCUCAAAAUCAAAUUGUUACCACAUUCCUGCGCUUUUGCAAUAUUGUGCCAUUCAAAUACAAUAAGGAUUUAACUCUGGGA